Molecule: messenger RNA, 1048 nt
Organism: Vicia villosa (hairy vetch)
Lineage: Eukaryota; Viridiplantae; Streptophyta; Magnoliopsida; Fabales; Fabaceae
Exons: 1
Coding region: 134-835 (233 amino acids)
Cellular component (GO): plasma membrane
Source: RefSeq, a predicted model, not a curated record
AUUCCGAAAUUCACUAAUACGUUACAAUCUUCUUCCAUUCUCUUCUCAUCUUUUCCCUCACACACACUCUUUACUAAACAGUAAACACUACAUUUUUUCUCUUUCUUUUCUUUCAUUCAUUCUCAAUUCACCGAUGCAAGACCCUUCCAGACCCGCCACCGGCUACCCAGCCCCACCGUACAACCACCCUAACGCUGCCCAAUACCCCUACGCCGCACCACCACCAUACUACCAACCACCACCACCUCCCCGUCCCUACGCCUCCCGCUCCUUCUUCCGCGCCUUCUUCGCCACCAUGAUCUGCCUCGCCGUCAUCUUCGCCGUCAUCCUCGUCAUCACAUGGCUCGUCCUUCGCCCUUCCCUCCCUCACUUCACCUUAGCAUCUCUCUCCCUCUCCAACUUCUCCGCCUCCAACCAAUCCCUCUCCGGCACAUGGCGUCUCUCUUUUAACGUCCGUAACGGUAACAGAAAAAUGUCCGUCACUUAUAACGCUCUCCGUUCAUCCAUCUUUUACCAUUCCAACUACAUCGCUGAAUCGGAGCUUGCGCCGUUUAAGCAGGAUACGAAAUCUGAAACGCCGCUUAACGUUACUUUCUCUGCUGCUAAUGCUUACUUUGAAUCGGGUGCGGUUAAGGAUCUUAACGGUGAUAGAACUCGCGGUUCGGUUCCGUUUGAUGUGCAGAUUUUGGCUUCCACUUCGUUUCGGUCUGGAUCGUGGAGGUUUAGGACGAGGAUUCUUAAGAUUGUAUGCCGGAAAGUUGUGGUUGGGAUUUUGUCGAAUUCGACUUCCGGUGAAUUGGUUGGUUUGCCCGGUGAAUGUCAGGUGUGGACUUAACUUGAUUUCAGGUUUAGGGUUUAGGAUUUACGGUUUACCCUAAUUUGUAUACGGGUUCUUUUUUUGAAACCCUAGGUUUGAAAAUUGGAUUCAGUGAUAAAUGUUUUUAGGGGUUUAUGACUAUGGAUUAUGGUUUAUAUACGAAAUUGAGGAUUGUUGAUUAGUCUUUGACUGUAUAUAAUUCUCCCAUGUUAUUUUAUUUGCUUCUUGUUA